Suillus subalutaceus is the source of this 1445-nucleotide messenger RNA. RefSeq lists its product as uncharacterized. The record is from RefSeq and is a predicted model, not a curated record. Bases 1 to 1434 code for a protein of 477 amino acids. The transcript is spliced from 7 exons. Lineage: Eukaryota; Fungi; Basidiomycota; Agaricomycetes; Boletales; Suillaceae.
AUGAACUCGACGAAGCAUAAUGCACUUCAGCUUGGUUUAAACAUCAUUUCUGAGGCAUACAUUGACGAUGACGAUGGCCGCGCUAAAAUCACUCUGACGCCAUCGCGGUCCCUAUCUCAUACAUCCCGCCCACAUGCUAUUCUCGUGGGGGUGGACCUAUGUUAUAUUUGGAAAACCGCAGGCGAUCGCGAAGCUGGCUCCACAAACCUUCUCAGCAAUGUCAACCCGUUCGCAGACAGUCUGUACCUGCCCUUUGAGCUCCUCCUCAAGCGCGUCACAGAGCAGCUUUUCAAUCAACUUGUUGGACGCUAUCCCCUUAUCUUUGGCACGUGGUGCAGAAGACUCGACAUGGAGUCCGAGUACUUUCCUUCCGUUGCACAGUCCAUUCUCGAAAUUAUGGGGCGGUCCCCCAAUCCCCAUUUUGUAGCACGUUGUAAGCGACUAAUUAAGACCGCACGCGCUCGCCAUCAGUCCGUACUCCAAACCUCCGUGGCAGCCCUCUCUUUGUGUUUCGCCUCCCGCGACUCAGAAGACUCGGAUGAAGGCGAGCAAAUCAAUACUUCGAAUCUCACACCAGAAGCCGUAUUGUGUGAGUCCUUGGAGCAGAUAUUCAGAGCGGGGGUCCCCCAGACCCGCUUCAAGGUCAUCACCGCACGCUCGACUCUAUUGACUUCCUCAGCUGGGGAUGACGAUCAACUAAUUGAGGAUGACGCCAUAAUCAACAACACAAAAUUCGAUUUCCCUUUAACUUGGCCCAAUCUCCCUGACAUUCACAUGGAUAACUCCGUUCCGGCUAUUGAUAUCCAGCAGACCGUGCCGAAUGACAUGGAUGAUCUUUUAGAGGACUGGGCCGAAGAAGCGUUACCCUGGUCCACGUUUUCUGGCGCAUGGACCACGCAUUCGGCCGAUUCUCUUAUCGAAGGCCUAGGCUCUUCAUCUCAACCACGUAGCACUACGCCCCCUUUGGCACUGUCCUAUCUAACUGAAAGUGAAGACGACAGCUUCGCGUUGGAUCUAGAACCCGAUCACGAGCAAGAGGAUGCGAACAUGGAAGAUGCCGAUUUCGAAUGUGUUGUGUUUCACCCAUCCCUGUCAAGUCAUCACGCGAAGUUGACGUUUUUGGGGCGCCAAGAAAAACCUGGAGGAGUGGAGGAAUUUGACGUGCUUGUUGAUGAAGAAUGGAGCUGCGAGGACGAGCUGUUGUUCGAUCUGGCCGACGUAUUCGAUGACUCGGGUGGUCUUGGUGUUGAAGAUGAGACUGGAUCUAUUGCUGUUUCACAAGUUCCGGACGGAGGUCCUGAUCAAGAUAUCUUCUUACAGGUGAAGAGCAAUACCGCGGAUCAAGAAUACGAUUUCGACACACACUUUGGCAUGGAUGGUCAGGUGGUCCAGGGUAGCACAGAUGACUGUUUUACGGAUGUCUGGGAUCUAUAGUAACGUGUUUU